Eutrema salsugineum is the source of this 1200-nucleotide messenger RNA. RefSeq names its product SUMO-activating enzyme subunit 1A. The record is from RefSeq and is a predicted model, not a curated record. Gene Ontology annotation, molecular function: SUMO activating enzyme activity. Gene Ontology annotation, biological process: protein sumoylation. Gene Ontology annotation, cellular component: cytoplasm; SUMO activating enzyme complex. The coding region runs from base 74 to 1042 and encodes 322 amino acids. Lineage: Eukaryota; Viridiplantae; Streptophyta; Magnoliopsida; Brassicales; Brassicaceae. The transcript has 11 exons.
GUUGGGACACUCAGAGAACUUGGACCAAAAAAAUCGACCCAGUUAGACCUUGCAGACUAGAUUGAAUUUGCGAAUGGACGGAGAAGAGCUCACCGAGCAGGAGACUGCCUUGUACGACCGCCAGAUUAGGGUUUGGGGCCCUAAUGCUCAACGAAGAUUGACCAAAUCUCAUAUCUUGGUGUCUGGAAUAAAGGGGACCGUUGCUGAGUUUUGCAAGAACAUUGUGCUGGCAGGAGUUGGUAGUGUGACGUUAAUGGAUGAUCGCUUAGUGAACGAGGAGGCCUUGAACGCAAACUUCUUGAUUCCUCCUGAUGAAAAUGCUUACACAGGCAAAACAGUGGCUGAGAUUUGUUGUGAUUCACUCAGGGACUUUAACCCUAUGGUCCAUGUCUCUGUAGAGAAAGGUGAUUUGUCAACAUUUGGCGCUGAAUUUUUUGAGAAGUUUGAUGUGGUUGUUAUUGGCUACGGUACUCGUGUUAUCAAGAAAUCUGUCAAUGAACAAUGUCGGAAGUUAUCGAAACGUGUGGCAUUCUAUACAGUCGAUUGUAGAGACUCAUGUGGUGAAAUAUUUGUUGACCUUCAAAAUUACAAGUACACUAAGAAAAAGCUCGAGGAGACGGUUGAAUGCGAACUAAAUUAUCCGAGUUUUCAGGAAGCUAUAUCAGUACCUUGGAAACCGAUUCCUCGGAGAACAGCAAAGCUCUACUUUGCUAUGAGAGUAAUAGAAGUGUUUGAGGAGAGUGAAGGGCGUAAACAUGGAGAAUGCUCACUGCUUGAUCGUGCCAAAGUCUUGGAGAUCAAAAAGAAGCUCUGUGAAGCAAACUCUGUGAGCGAGAGCCACAUACCAGACAAUCUCUUGGAGAGACUGAUCACUGGUCAUACCGAAUUCCCACCAGCUUGUGCCAUUGUAGGAGGAAUCUUAGCACAGGAAGUGAUCAAAGCGGUAUCAGGCAAAGGAGACCCAUUAAAGAACUUCUUCUACUUCGAUGCUCAAGAUGGGAAAGGUGUGAUGGAAGACAUUUCUGACUCUUUUACCUCUUAACCAUUGAGUUCUAAAGUUGAUCUAAUUCUGAUGAUCUAUGAGAUUCUACUAUAUAUGUCUCUGUCAUUUUUUUUGCGCACUUUAUGCUAUGAAGGUACUAAUAAUAUGCGCCGUUUCUGGAUUUGAUUAUUUAUUAGUGAUUUUAUUUUUCUUAAAAA